Eublepharis macularius is the source of this 2040-nucleotide messenger RNA. Its product is annotated as nebulette-like. Gene Ontology annotation, cellular component: Z disc. Gene Ontology annotation, biological process: cardiac muscle thin filament assembly. The record is from RefSeq and is a predicted model, not a curated record. The transcript is spliced from 19 exons. Gene Ontology annotation, molecular function: actin filament binding. Lineage: Eukaryota; Metazoa; Chordata; Lepidosauria; Squamata; Eublepharidae. The coding region runs from base 1 to 2040 and encodes 679 amino acids.
AUGCCUGCUCCAGAAUCCAGGGAGAAUGAAAGUGAGGAGGAGGUAGAAGAGAGCGACGAUGAAAAGGUAUUUCUUAAGCCUGUUGUUGAAGACAGAAACAUGACAUUGGCUAGAAAGUGUACUGAAAUCAUAAGUGAUGUCCGCUAUAAAGAAGAAUACAAAAAAUCUAAAGGCAAAUGCUUAUUUGUACCAGACACUCCUCUGCUCAAACAUGUGAAAAACCUCUCCACCUUUAUUUCUGAGGCGAAAUACAAAGAAAGUGCGAAGAAAAAUCUUUCCAACUCCCUGUACAAGCAGAUGCCAGCUACAAUUGACAGCGUGUUCGCCAAAGAAGUUACACAGCUUCAGAGCAAGGUUCUCUACAAGCAGAAACAUGAUGCUGAAAAGGGAACAUCAAACUAUGCACAUAUGAAGGAGCCUCCAGAUGUUAAGCAUGCCAUGGAAGUUAAUAAACACCAAAGUAAUGUUUCGUAUAAGAAAGAUCUGCAUGAUACUCACAGAUACACUGAAGUGCUGGAUAGACCAGAUGUGAUGAUGGCAACUCGGCUAUCAAAGAUAAUAAGCAAUGUGGAAUAUGCAAAAGGAAGUCGAGAAAUGAGUAAGGAACCAUCUGUCCUUGGAAGACCAGACUUCAACCAUGCUAAAGAAAUUUCCAAAUUUUUAAGCCAAGCUAAAUACAAAGAGGAAUUUAUUAAAGAUAUGAAGAACCAUUGCUACAAUCCUCUUGAUAGUACCUCUUUCAAGCAUGCACAAAUUUCAUCUGCCUUAGCAAGUAAUGUGAAGUACAAAAAAGACCUGGAAAGCCUCCAUGAGCCUAUGUCUGCACUUCCAAAUCUAUUGCAUUUAGAACAUGCUUUGAAUGCUAGCAAAAUCCAUAGUAAUUAUGAAUAUAAGAAACUGUUUGAGAAAAGCAAGGGGCUAUAUCAUUUUGUACCAGAUACAGCAGAUCAGCUGCUCCACAAAGAAAAUGCAGUUCUGCAAAGUCAGGUUAAGUACAAAGCAAAAUAUGAACAAUCUAAAGGCAAGUCGAUGCUAGAAUUUUCAGAUACACCAGCAUACGAAGUUUCAAAGCAAGCUCAAAGCUUUCAAAGCGAGAAAAUGUAUCGAAGAGAUUUUGAAGAUAAGCUCAAAGGAAAAGCAUCACUGGAUUUAGACAAGACUCCAGAAUUCUUGCAUGUGAAAAAUGUUACCAAACUGUUAAAAGAGAAGGAAUACAGAAAAGAUCUGGAAAAUGAAAUAAAAGGGAAAGGAGUUAAGUUCAUUUCAGAAACUCCUGACAUUCAAAGAGCAAAGAGAGCAACUGAAAUUGUUAGCGAGAAAGAAUACAAAAAAGAUCUAGAGACUGAAAUUAAAGGGAAAGGUAUGCAAGUUGGCACAGAUACACCUGAAAUGCAGCGAGCUAAGAAAGCUUCUGAAAUUGCAAGUCAGAAAGAAUAUAAGAAACAUCUAGAAAUGGAACUUAAAGGCAAAGGGAUGCAAGUGGGUGUGGAUAAUCCUGAUAUACAACGAGCUAAGAAAGCUUGUGAAAUUGCCAGUCAGAAAGAAUAUAUGAAAGACCUGGAGACUGAAAUCAAAGGGAAAGGCAUGCAAGUAGGAACAGAUAUCCCAGAGAUACAGCGAGCAAAAAGAGCUUCUGAAAUAGCCAGCCAUAAAAAGUAUAAAGAUGAAGCAGAGAAGAUGCUUUGUACCUAUUCUGCUAUACCGGAUACACCUGAAAUUGAAAGGAUUAAAAGUACUCAGAGAAAUAUUAGUAAUGUGUUGUAUAAGAAGGGAGUAGUAGGUCCUGGCACAGCCGUAAAAGAGACUCCUGAAAUUGAGCGAGUAAAGAAAAAUCAGAAAAAUAUCAGUACAGUGUACUACAAAAGACAGCUUGGCAAAGCUACUUCUGUGAGUAUCACUCCUGAAAUGGAGAGAGUUAAGAAGAAUCAAGAGAUUAUCAGCUCGGCAAGUUAUUUAAUGGUCCUUAUUGAAUUUUAUUAUUUUGGAUUAGGAACUUAUUUGUCCUUUCUAGGAGGGAUACCAUUAAUCAAGAUUUUUUAA